Cryptotermes secundus is the source of this 3074-nucleotide messenger RNA. RefSeq lists its product as uncharacterized. NCBI's taxonomy places the organism in Eukaryota, Metazoa, Arthropoda, Insecta, Blattodea, Kalotermitidae. The coding region runs from base 368 to 1747 and encodes 459 amino acids. The transcript has 9 exons. The record is from RefSeq and is a predicted model, not a curated record.
UAGCCUUCAGUUGUUGGCGAGCUGUGAAAGUGAACAGACUGGUACGGUACACGUUGCUGUAACUGAAAAAAAAACGCGUGUUUUAAAAAAUACUAUUGUGAUAUCGAAUUCAAAUAAAUCGACGAUAUUCUAAGAUUUAAAGAUUUGAACAUACGUUACAGAAAGCGACUUAACGGUUCCGUAUGUUUAUAACUUAGCAGAUAUUAGAGAAACAUGAAAAAUGUGUGGUCAGAUGUUCGGUAACGACGUUACACAAAACAAUAAAAGAGAAGACGAAAGAGUGCGCAGUGCUAGUGAAUAGUAAAAGAUUGUGGAGGGUUUUGAUAGAGCUAAUUGGUAAAAAAUAUCAACGUAUCUGUAUCACAAGAUGGGGAAUUCAAGGAAUCGCCAUGUUGGUUACCAAAUUGUCACUAGGAUGCUCACCUCUAUUUUCGUCACAGCAAUAUUUCAGGGACGGUGUUCGGCUUUGGUGGAGCAAGACUUCACUCCUACGGUAACAGCCACCUGCAAGGCGGGCUACAUGACCAUAAAUGUCAAAACGAACCAGUCAUUUUACGGUGCGGUGCAAGCACGGGACUACAGAUCUCCUGGUUGCAUGACUUACGGAAACGGAAGUCACGUGACGACAUUGGGAAUCAAUUUGCUCGCUAAUAACGGAGCUCCGGAUUACUGUGGAGUGCUCGUCAACAAUAAAACAGAAGAGAGGUCGUUGCCUAUCGCAGUGAGAGUCCAUAAGACUCUGGAGCUCGCAGACGACAAGUUUUACGUCAUCACUUGCGGCAAGGCUGGCUUCAAGAAUGCGCGAAAUGAAACUUCUCUCGUUUCCCUCAAAUUGCUGGAAAAGGGGAAGAGAGUCCAAGAAGCCGUGUAUAGCCAUCCCUAUACGCUACGUGCUGACAUCUCGCGGCCAGACGGCACUUACGGAAUUCGAGUGAAAUCUUGUUUCGCGUUCAGCAAAAGGAAUAGCACCGUGUCUCUCAUUGACGACAGAGGAUGUCCGGUGAACCCACGAGUCAUUUCACAGUUUAAGUACGACGAGAAGACCGGAGCAGCGGACGCCAUACUGUACUCAAUGUUCAGGUUCCCUGAGAGCAGCGAGGUGCAUUUCCAGUGCGACAUUGCAGUCUGUAAAGGGAGCUGCUCUGAUGUACAGUGCGAGACGGACUUGGAGCCCCUCCCUGCUGCCCAGGCUCGAGCUCAGGACAAGGACGUCUAUAGCACAGAGGGAGCGUCUAGUGACGAGGGCGUGCUAAUGGCCAGCACCACCGUCUUCGUACGGGAUCCCGGUGACGAACCCAGUAUUCAGGGACUGUGUGAAGGCGGUGUGAACCCACCCUGGCUACUAUACUUGUGCAUAGCAUUUGGAAUCAUGUUCCUCAUUAUGCUCAUUAUCAACAUCUUCCUCUGCUCUGCAAUGACAUGUUCCUGUGCUAGGACUGAAGUCAUAGAGAAGGAACCCAGCAUAAUAGAGGAUUAUGACCCUUAUAGGAGCUGGCAUGGCUCUCAGUAUGGAUCUAGGUACUCCCUUAAUGGAAAGCCUGGGUACACAUCUGGAGGGUCUACCAUGAACUCAACAAGAUCCAUCUCAACCAACAGUGACCAUUAUGCUAUUGUGCAUUCACGACCAGGCAGCCGCUACUCAGCACCGGGCUCACAUAAGGCUGCCACACUGUCACAUCCUCACCACCACCAUCAGAAUCGUGGUCCACCUUCAAAUAUUGGGUCACACUAUUCUGGAAAAUUGUGAUCAACAGCUGUAAAAUAUAAAUAUGUGUUGUUUGGAGAAUGCAGUGAUAUCUGGCAUAAUAAAGAAAGAUAGUUCAAACCUGUGGUUAAAUUCAAAACAAUAAAGUGGAAACUGUCCCAUAACACACACUAUCUGGGAUACUCCAAAUGCAUCAUUACUCCAAUGUCUUUUGGUUCUUACAUUAUUUCUUGCAUCACUGUAAACUGUUCAGAUAAUGGCAGGUUCACAUAAGAUGCAGAAAAACUUCAUCACUGUGUGAUAAAACUUCCUGUUUCUGUUAGUAGGUAGAAAAGGACUUGACCUCAGAAGUUCAGGAUGUAGAAAAAUGUGUUUGGAAAUGUACCUUGGCCAUAAGUGAUACAAAUGUCAGCAUGUAAUAUAUGGCACCCUCAUUUCUGUGUUCUGUAUAACUGCUGAUUAAGGACCUGAUCAUAUAUAGAACGUUUCCUAAAAAUGAUAGGAAUAUACAGCUUUAGUGACACCCAUACUAAUAAUUUAUAUCUAUUAGCAGUUAUUGUUUUCCUUUCUGGACACACCAAGCAGAUUUUCCAUCAGCUUUAAAAGAUAAAUAAUCCAAAGUUUUGCAACAAGAUAUACUGUUAAUUAUUGUUUCUGUUUCUCUAAUAUUAAUCUUGAACUUACGUCUGAGAAGGGUGUUUAAAGGCAAUGUAGGAAGAACCAUGACUGUUACUAUAUGCACAUUAAUUAUACUGAUAGUUUUCACAAUUAACCAUUACUUCAGUAAUCUCACCAACAUAUCCCACUGGUCCUUCAGGUCAUGAAGCCUUUGACCGGCUUGUCACAUGAUCCUGGUUUGGAAUAUCAAUGAAAAACCAAACAGUAAUAAUAAUAGAAGUUUUUGUCAAUAAGGAACUUAAUAUUCUUUAAAAUCAAGGAAUGAAGGACAGAAGUGUAAGAGGUAAAACACAUACUAACAAUGCAGUUUGGCUUCAAGUUUUUAUUGGAAAAGAAUGAAAGAAGCUAUUAGUGGCAGAUGCGAAGAAGUCUGACAAGUGAAUAUCAGUCUGGCAAUUUCUAACAGCACAGAUCUGCUUUUGUAAUGUCCCAUGUAACUAAUUCUAUUACAUAACACAGUGUAACAAAUAUUAUGUAUGAUUAUAGCAGGACAACUUUCUUGGCUGAAACCUUCUUCUCCUUUUGUUUAUUACUUAUAUUUUACUUGAUUUAACAAUCUUUCCUCAACUAUAAGUUAUAGUGUCUAAUGGGAGAGCUACUCUGAAUGAUGACUUAAGAAGAAUGUGAAACAAAGUGAUCAUGGCCUAUUUUAAGGAAAUUUUUCUGAAUUUGUCUGGGGGGACUGAGAAAA